Molecule: messenger RNA, 1455 nt
Organism: Microplitis demolitor
Lineage: Eukaryota; Metazoa; Arthropoda; Insecta; Hymenoptera; Braconidae
Exons: 12
Coding region: 95-1411 (438 amino acids)
Biological process (GO): glutathione metabolic process
Molecular function (GO): glutathione transferase activity
Source: RefSeq, a predicted model, not a curated record
AUUUUCCAAUGUCGUACAAUCACUUAACAAUUAUUUUCGAAUCGUCGUACCGGUUACUUCAAAUAAUUAAAGCCUCUGAUAAAAAAUAAUAAGAAUGACGAUUUUAUAUUCAUUUGAUAUGAGCCCACCAUGUAGAGCAGUUCUCUUGACUGCAAAAGCUAUCGGUCUUGAUCUUGAUGUUCGUGAAACAGAUUUAUUUAAAAAAGAACACAUGACGGAAAAAUUUCUCCAGCUCAAUCCCCAGCACACAAUCCCGACAUUAGAUGACGACGGAUUCAUUCUCUGGGACAGUCAUGCAAUCAUACGAUACUUAGUAAGUAAAUAUGCUAAAGAUGAUUCUCUGUAUCCGAAAGAUCUUCAAAAAAGAGCGAUAAUUGAUCAGCGUUUACAUUUUGAAGGAGAAAUGAUUUUUCUACCUCUACGAAGCACUGUUCGCCGGAUUUUUUAUGAUGGAAAAAAAACAUUUAGAGAAGAACAUCUUGCUGCUGCACAUGCGACUUGUGACAUUUUAAAUAAAUUUCUCGAAGGUAAACAAUGGUUAGUAGGAGAUAGUUAUACUCUUGCAGACAUUAGCUGUGUGUCAUCAAUCAGUUGUUAUCUAACGUUUUUAUCAUUUGAUAAAUAUCCAAAUAUUGCAUCUUGGUUGAAAAGAUGUGAACAAGAACUUCCCGGUUACGCUGAAGCUAAUUCCGUUGGUCAGAAAAAAUUUUGUGAAGCAGUCAAAGCAUUAAUGCAGAUAUUAUCUUAUAGUAGUUGUGCUAAAAUGCCGAUUUUAUAUUCAUAUGAUUUGAGCCCACCUUGUAGAGCAGUUCUUUUGACAGCUAAAGUUAUCGGCCUAGAGUUGGAUGUUCGCGAAACAAAUUUAAAAAACAGAGAUCAUUUAACAGAAGAAUUUCUCAAGCUCAAUCCUCAGCACACAAUCCCGACUUUAGAUGAUGAUGGAUUUAUUCUCUGGGACAGUCAUGCAAUCAUACGAUACUUGGUCAGUAAAUAUGCUAAGGAUGAUUCUCUUUUUCCAAAAGAUCUUCAAAAAAGAGCGAUAAUUGAUCAGCGUUUGCAUUUUGAAGGAGAAAUGAUUUUUGUUCGUCUACGAAAUAUUGCUUUCGAGGUUUUUUUUCGAGGAGUAAAAACUAUACCAGAAGAAAAGUUAAAUUCCAUCGAAGAAACUUGCGAAAUUUUUAAUAAAAUUUUAGAGAAUAAAAAAUGGUUGGCGGGAGAUAAUUACACUCUUGCAGACAUUAGUUGUGUGUCAUCUGUCAGUUGUUAUCCAACAUUUUUAUCACUUGAUAAAUAUAAAAAUAUCGUAGCAUGGUUGGAAAGGUGUGAAAAAGAAAUUCCUGGUUACGCAGAAGCAAAUACUCCUGGUCAAAAAAAAUUCGACCAAGCGUUCAAAGCAUUAUUGCAAGAAUAGAAAAAAUUGUAUUUACUUGAAAAUAAAUUAAUACGUUGAAUUAA